AUGGAGAACCAAGUUAGAAGGGCGAAGAUUGCCGACGCAAUCAGGUCCUAUGACAGAAGCAAGGCUUGUGUUCUGUAUGUGGUAGAUACUGAUACACAUGGGUUAUUCCAUAGCCGUGACGAAGUUACAGUCACGGAGGAGGAAAAGGAAGACUUCUGGAAUGUGUGGUUACGUUCAAAGCGCGAGGAGGGUGUCAGGACACGUUGUCUCUUCGUGGAGAAUAUGACAGGGCCAGUUCUUCAAAUGAUUGGUGCAAGAUAUAACAUAGAACCAUUCUUUUUCUCUUCGUCAAUCAACUGGAUCCCCGCUCGAUAUCAGGAAGAAGUGCGACCCAAGCGGGGAGAUCGCCGCUCGAUUGACCCAACCUUUUACGACUCUGUUACGGCGACGCCCAAAACAUCGAGGACCUCCCUUGACUCCGCACCAUUCAACGGUAAGAAUCCACUUUUCUGCACCAUCUAUAUAGGUGAUCAUUAUCUCGUGGCCACAGAAGAAGAACAGGUGAUCGACACCCAAGCACCCCUUGCUGUGCGCACUAUCGAUGGGGAGCAUCGCAUUCUUCUGCUAGAUCUCCUUGCUGUGCACUUCAUACGGGAUGCUGAAUCUUCAACUAUAAUCUCUUACCAUCCAAAUCUUGAACAAACUGAGGAAGGCACCGGAGCUCGUCACCUAUCCAGACGUAUACGAUUGGCCGGGCAGUCUGUAUACUGGCAGAACUUAUUUUCCAAGUCGCCGGAUCCGACAUUCGUCCUUGUCACAUACCUUUGGCACGCUCUUUAUGCAUGGGAUGAAGCCCUUGAAACACUUUAUCAAUAUGUUUGCUAUCUGGAAACUCAGGUGAUCAAUACUUCAGACAUGGGUAUGACCAGAGAGUUGCACAUAAUCCGUGCCCACCACUUGCAUUACUCGUCGCUCUUGAAAGAUUUUGCGAAGACGGUGCACUUCGUCAGCACUACAUCUAACCCUGCGAUGGAUGCGGAGUCCGUUACAGACGAAGAACGCGAGAAUUCAAAGCAAUGGCUCAAGACUGAAUGUGACAACCUUAUGUCUCAGAUUGAGCGGCUUCAAAAAGGCCGGAAGAUGCAGGACCAGCGACUCAAGAACGUCAUGAACCUUGUUUUCAGUUCGGUCAACAUAGCCGAUAGUAGACGCAUGCAGAGUCUUACGCAAGCUGCCGUGAAGGACAGCGCUGCGAUGAAACAGAUUGCAUAUCUCACUAUGAUCUUCCUCCCUGCGUCAUUCCUUGCCACGGUUUUCGGGAUGAAUGUUCACGAGGUCACAGAUGGGGGACGCGAGACAGUUCCCCACUACGUCGCAGGAGCCUUGGUGCUUACUUUCGCGACAAUUUGGAUCAUCAUGGCGUUCCAAAGUGAUCUUAGCGACGACGAGCGGGCCACUACUGUCAUGCAUCGUCUGGCAUGGCCCUACUUUUGGACGAAGAAGACCAUCAAGGGCAUGCAGAAGAGACGAGCGGACUCCGAUGCGACUGGUCGCAGUGAUACCUAUCCCAUGAGUUACGAGGAUUGA
Molecule: messenger RNA, 1527 nt
Organism: Pleurotus ostreatus (oyster mushroom)
Lineage: Eukaryota; Fungi; Basidiomycota; Agaricomycetes; Agaricales; Pleurotaceae
Exons: 9
Coding region: 1-1527 (508 amino acids)
Biological process (GO): transmembrane transport; metal ion transport
Cellular component (GO): membrane
Molecular function (GO): magnesium ion binding; cobalt ion binding; cobalt ion transmembrane transporter activity
Source: RefSeq, a predicted model, not a curated record